CCCACCACGCCCUUUCCUGUCGCUGUUACAUAAUCACUUUGUCCCUACGAAGUGUAUGAAAGUUGCUAUGUAUAAUAAUGUAUCAAGGAGGUAGGAGACGAGGAUUCAUCAGAUUUUCUGGUCGACUGGCUCUUUCGCCCAUCAACGAUGCAGCUAAUCCCCAAUUCUACCGGUGUAGGCGGGGCGGAGGAGCAUGGAAAGGGAUUCAUCCGAACCACGUCAGCUCGUCGGGUCUCGAUAACAAGAGGGAGAAGAAGACAGCAAGGAAGGAGGAUCGAUUGCUUCUUCUUCUCUUUCUUCUACUCUCGCCGUUAUGGACGAUCAUGGUCCUUCCUCCUGCAUGAGUGACAGCGGGCAAGGCGAGCCCCAGCCCGUAAGCAGGUUCCGGCGGUAGGCAUAGUAUGCGUGGUUCCGGUUCCGCUUGCCUUAAGUUACUGCGCAUACGCACCUUAGCUAUAGCAUUAUUCUAGAAGGCAUAUAGAGACAGACGGAACGGAUGGAACCACCACCUGUUAUAUGGAGUACGGAGUACUACAUUUCUUGCAAGUUGCAUUUGCCCGACGGCCCCAUAUCAACUCCUUCUCCACCAUUAUCACCACAAGCCGUCUCCAGAAGAAAGAUCCCUGACCGCCACGCGGGAGACAAGAAAAAAAAAAAAAAGGAAGGACGGGAAGACCAAAAGAAGAAAAAAAACUUUGGAAGGGAACCUGACAGGGAUGAUGACACUCGCUGCAGUUACCCUCCUACUAUUGGCAAGGCUGAGCCUAGAAUCAAUCAUGGAUGGGUGGCGCGCGUUCCCGGGUGGUUGGGAGAGGGAAGGAAGGAAAAGAGACCUCCGGCUCCAGGCUCAGGCUUGUUUCAGUUGGUUCUAAAGUGGUUCUAGCGGGGAUCUUGGCUGGCUUCUAUGCUCCGUCGUGCGUGCAGGUAUGGAUGUCACGGGGUUGGGCUGGGUUUUGUCUGUUUGUUUGAUUCGAAUAGAUGAUACGUACGUGGCGUUGGGGUUUGUGGGAUUGCCCGAAGUAGAAAAGUAAAAAAUUGCUGGAAACCUGCUGUUGCUAUGAG
This is a messenger RNA of Aspergillus brunneoviolaceus CBS 621.78, 1062 nucleotides long. RefSeq lists its product as uncharacterized. The annotation marks the transcript as partial. The record is from RefSeq and is a predicted model, not a curated record. The transcript has a single exon. Lineage: Eukaryota; Fungi; Ascomycota; Eurotiomycetes; Eurotiales; Aspergillaceae.